UUUUGCACCAGAACCGCCCUCCGGCAAACAUCCGCCGCGGGUUCCCGUGACAGCCUCCUGGCCGCCGGCCUGUGAUCCGGGGCCGGGCUCGGAGGAGGGCGGCUGCCAGCGCCAUGCAGCACGGCCCGGCGCCCGCCGCGCUCGUCACAACCAGGCAAAUUCAGAAUAAACACACGGGGCUGGAUUUGUCAGUGCCAGAAUACCAGGAAAUCCGUGGGAAGAUGAUGUCCGGCCACGUAGAGUAUCACAUCAUCGUUGUUACCCGACUGGCUGCCUUCAAAUCUGCAAAGCACAAGCCUGAGGAUGUUGUUCAGUUUAUGGUCUCCAAGAAGUACAGCGAGAUAGAAGAACUCUACCACAGACUGGUAGCACGGUAUCCACAGGUUUCUCUUCCACCCUUGCCUAGAAAAGUUCUCUUUGUGGGGGAAUCUGACAUCUGGGAACGAAGAGCAAUGUUCAAUGAUAUCAUGAAAUUCAUCUCAAAAGACGAGGAUCUAGCAGUGUGUCCUGAGUUACUGGAAUUUUUAGGGACAAAAUCUACUAGUGUCAUUGACUUCAAGGGUAAAAACAUUCCUGAUGACAAAGAGAAAGAAGAUGAAGAAAAUGAGGCAUUGGAUUUUUUCAAAGAGGAACAGACACCUGACUUAAUUUCAGAGCUUGCAUCAGUGGAGAGUGCCAAAAAAUGUGAGAAGAAAGAAGAGGAGCAGGAGGAAGAAGAGGAAGAAGAUUUAGACCCUCUUGGUAUAAUCAGAACUAAAAAAACAAAGAAGGCAUCUGCUCCUCCAGCCAAGGAAGAGAAGCACAAAUUAACCAUUUUUGAAGAAGAGGUAGAUCCAGAUGAAGGACUGUUUGGACCAGGAAAAGAUUUCUCAUCAAUUGGUCCCAGGAAGAAGAUGAAAGAGAAUCUGAAAUUAUUCGAAGAUCCAGACCUUGGUGGAGUAGUAAGAUUGGGUGACUCACUACUGCUGCCAGCUGCCUGUGAGAAUAGGGAGCAUGUGCUGAACAUAAGUCCUGAGGAGGACACUGAGGAACUGCUGAGGGUUGAAGAUGAUUUAGAAAAACUUUUGAAAGUAACCUCCAAACCAAAACCUAAGGUACCACCAAAACCACCGUUGCCUCAGAAACCAGCAGUUUUGCCCAGGAACACUAACACAUCUCCGCUGGCAAAGCCAAAGGAAGACAAAAUUCAAACAAUGAAUGAAGUAGACAUUCUCCGGUAUAUCCAGGAAAAUGAAUCUGUCGACAACCAAGAUACAAGUCUUUUCUGAAAAUACGCAUUUUUAAAAUGUAAUCACACCUUUUUGGCUCAAACUCCCUGUGAGCUCGUGACAAUAGCAAGAAUUGGUCAGAUCUCUUUACUGUCAUGGUGCUCAUUUGUAUACCAUGAUAUAGAGGGCAGCUUGUUUGACUAGCACAGGUUCAGUAUAAUGUUUUCAAAACAGUAUAGUUAUAGUACAUAGUUGCCUUAUCUUUUCAGGGCUUUACAGGAAUAUGGAAAAAGACAUAGCACUACAGAUUAUGUCUACGACUAUUUUAGUAUCAGAAUAGUGAAGUUUUGGCCAGUUUUGACCUGACUGUAAAUGACAAGAGUGUUGCACACAUGGCAGGUAUGAAUAGCGUCCAACAAAUGGUCUGAAACAGGACAGGAUGCUUUUCCUGUCAUUUUAAACAAUGCAUUUUCAGCUUACUGGAAAGGUAAUUUUCAUUUUGUUCUGUGCAUUUUUAUAGCAGCCUUUUCCCUCCCUGUCUGUUAUUGCAGUAAUUUAUAAACAGUGACUGUUAAGUAUAGGUAACAGUUCUUCUGUAGUUCUGAGAAAUACUGAAAUCGCAGCUAAGCCUGACUGUUUUGCUGGCUUUGUUGCAGAAAUGUCAACUUGUAGGAGAACUUGUAGGACUGCAAACACUAGACACUGUGUGUCUCUGGCCCCUGGGGGAGAUAGCAAAUGACUGAAGAUGGCUCAGGGUGCAGCUCCAGACAUAACGCAGAAGUUUCAGUGUGUAGGAGGUUUGGAUGCUGUAGGACUCUUGUGAACAUAUACAAGAUACAAAAGGGCUAAUUUUUUUCCAGGCAAGUCUUCCUAGACUUCUGCUGCAGUUAGUGGAGAGAAAAAGAUUUCUGCAGAAGUUGAAUCAGUGCAGGUGUCCUAAUGGAUGAACUCUUAAUUGCUCUCUGGAGUCAGUCUCUCUUCCUUCCCUUCUUCCAUAAAUUAAAGAGGGAUCCAUGGCGAUUAAUCCCACUCCAUUAAAAUGAGCUUUUACAUAAACAAUGGUCUAUAGUAAGCCAUAUAACAAGGGAGGACAAACUUGGGAUUAUUGAAAGGAAAAACAUAGGAAGAAAAUGUACUAGAGAAAAUUUAAUAUGCAGGAAAAAUAAGAACAGCGAACAAGCAUCCCAGACUACCCUCCCUUCUUCCCCGACUCAGGCAUUCUGGUUAAACACGCUGAAUUUACAUCUAAUGCAGGUUAAUAUCUCCUGUCAUGUGGAAAGAGAUUCCUGUGCUCAUAUAUAUGUGUGUGUUAUAUCCAAAUGUGAAGACAAGCUCCCUAGAGGGAAAAUAUUAAUAUAUUUAAGCCAUAUCACUACCCUCAAAUUUGCCUUUGUAAUAUAGAACAAUAUGAAUAGAAAGCCUUAUAUAUUUUAUUAAUGAAAUUAUCUCUAUUAGUAUUUCUUUUUAAGCCAAUGGAAAAUAUGAUAAUGGUAUUUUGGUUUGGUGGGAUAAGUAAAAUACAGUCAUUGGCUCUCUAUGUAAAAUAUGUUUCAGAACAAUAAAAAUAUUUGCUAACC
Messenger RNA from Cygnus olor (mute swan), 2785 nucleotides. RefSeq names its product HCLS1 binding protein 3 (gene HS1BP3). The transcript is spliced from 7 exons. Gene Ontology annotation, molecular function: phosphatidylinositol binding. Lineage: Eukaryota; Metazoa; Chordata; Aves; Anseriformes; Anatidae. The record is from RefSeq and is a predicted model, not a curated record. The coding region runs from base 114 to 1268 and encodes 384 amino acids.